This is a messenger RNA of Babesia ovata, 498 nucleotides long. Its product is annotated as non-structural NS2, putative. The coding region runs from base 1 to 498 and encodes 165 amino acids. The record is from RefSeq and is a predicted model, not a curated record. The transcript has 3 exons. Lineage: Eukaryota; Apicomplexa; Aconoidasida; Piroplasmida; Babesiidae.
AUGUUCUUCGAAGUAGCCAGCGUCUCUGCGAUCUCCUUGGCAGCCUCCAGCUUCCUGAUCUCCAGCAUACCCGUGCCGUGUGUUUGGAUUGCGCGGGAGAUGAGCGAGCUUCUCCUGCUCGCUCUUUUGUACGAUGAACUUGACGCGCUCAGACUCCUGCUGAGCCACCUGCUUCUGCUCGAUGGCCUUGCUGAAGUCCUUGCCGUAGCUAAGGUUAUCCGUUAUGGGCCUGUACAGCAGCCUGAGGCUGAUGGAGACCAUUUGCAGGUCCCUGGUGCCGGUGGUCGUGUUGAUGACCUUCGGCUUGGUCCUGAUGUCGUAGAUGUGCGGCAUCUGGAACCACGGCAGGUAGAAGUGGCUGCCUUCCCCGAGGGUAUUGUUGCUCACACCGCCUGCAAAGCGGUUGAACAUCACGGCGCGCUGGCCGCCGUCCACGUCGACCAGACACGUGCUGGGCACGAUGGCGACCGAUCCCGUGAGGAUGGACAGCUUUGCUAA